AUGGCAUUCAGGAAGGCCCUCAAAAGAACGGCUAUCAUAGGUGGUGGGGCUGCCGCCACCGUUUUUGGUCUGUCACAGCUCAUAGAGUAUCGGAAAAAGCAGGUCCGGUUAGCUCACAUGGCAGCAGAAGCAAAACUGAAGGCUCCCUUUGCAGAUGAGCUUCCUUCCAGACAGGCGCAGCUUGCGACACUGAAAAGCAAAGACUUUGACGUCCUAGUAAUUGGAGGCGGAGCCACUGGUGUCGGAUGUGCCUUAGAUUCAGUCACACGCAACCUUAACACUGCUCUUGUCGAGAGGAAUGACUUCUCCUCAGGGACGAGCAGUCGAAGCACCAAGCUUAUCCACGGUGGGGUGCGCUACCUCCAAAAGGCCAUCAUGAAACUAGACUAUGAGCAGUACAUGAUGGUGAAAGAGGCCCUCCACGAGCGAGCCAACCUCUUAGAGAUUGCACCUCACCUAUCAGCGCCACUCCCCAUCAUGCUUCCUGUUUACAAAUGGUGGCAGCUUCCGUAUUAUUGGGCUGGCAUCAAGAUGUACGACCUUGUAGCCGGGAUCCAGUGUUUAAAGACCAGUUACGUCCUCAGUAAGACCAAAGCACUGGAGCUCUUUCCCAUGCUGAAGAAAGACAAGCUGGUGGGAGCUAUCGUCUAUUAUGAUGGACAGCACAAUGAUGCCCGAAUGAACUUGGCCAUCGGCCUCACUGCGGCCCGCUACGGUGCUGCCAUAGCUAACUACACUGAGGUGGUUCACCUGCUCAAGAGUAAGGACCCUCAGACCGGUAUUGACAAGGUUUGCGGGGCGCACUGCCGGGAUGUGCUCACAGGAGAGGAGUUCGACAUUAAAGCCAAAUGUGUGAUCAAUGCCACUGGGCCUUUCACGGACUCAGUGAGGAAGAUGGAUAGCCAGGAAAGCCAAAACAUCUGCCAGCCCAGUGCCGGCGUGCACAUUGUCAUCCCCGGUUACUACAGCCCUGACAACAUGGGCCUGCUGGAUCCCGCCACAAGCGAUGGCCGAGUCAUCUUCUUCCUGCCUUGGGAGAAGAUGACCAUUGCUGGAACUACAGACACUCCCACCAACGUAACAGCCCACCCCACCCCUGGGGAGGAUGACAUCAACUUCAUCCUAAGAGAGGUCCGCAACUAUCUCAGCCCAGACGUGGAAGUAAGACGGGGUGACGUGUUGGCAGCUUGGAGCGGAAUCCGUCCCCUAGUGACAGACCCAAACUCCAAAGACACUCAGUCCAUCUGCCGUAAUCACAUUGUCAGCAUCAGUGACAGUGGAUUGGUCACCAUUGCAGGGGGAAAGUGGACCACUUAUAGAUCCAUGGCUGAAGAGACUUUGGAUGCCGCCAUUAAAGCACACAACCUCCCAGCUGAGGAAUGCAAAACUGUGGGUCUGAUGUUGGAAGGUUCCAAGGGCUGGACGCCAACACUUUACAUCCGGCUAGUGCAAGACUACGGCUUGGAGCAGGAAGUGGCGCAACAUUUGACCUCUACGUAUGGAGGUAAGGCAUAUGACGUGGCCAAGAUGGCACAUGUCACGGGGCAAAGAUGGCCGAUCGUCGGGAAAAGGCUGGUGUCUGAAUUUCCAUACAUUGAGGCUGAGAUAUUAUACGCUAUAAAGGAGUACGCGUGCACCGCCAUUGACAUCUUAGCCCGGCGAACGAGACUAGGCUUCCUGAAUGUGCAGGCAGCUGACGAGGCCCUCCCACGCAUUGUACAGAUCAUGGGUAAAGAGUUGGGCUGGAGCCAGGAACGCAAGACGACUGAGCUGGAAGCCGCGAAGAAGUUCUUGUAUACUGAAAUGGGCUACCGAUCUCGCUCUGAGCAGUUGAACAAGACAUCUGAAAUGACUCUGGACAACCAGGAAAUAGCCAGGUACAAGCAGCGCUUUCAGAAGUUUGACAAAGAUCGCAAAGGGUUCAUCACAACAGUUGAUCUCCAGCAAGUCCUAGAUAGUAUCAAUGUCCAAAUUGAUGGGAAUUCUCUCCAUGACAUUCUUAACGAGGUGGAUGUCAACAAAAAUGGACAGAUUGAAAUAGAUGAAUUCUUAAAGUUGAUGAGCGCCGUCAAGAAGGGCCAUGUGUCCGAUAGUCGCCUGGCCAUCUUGAUGAAAUCAGCCGAGGAAACACUGGAUAUGAGGGGACCUGUGACGGUGGACCGCAGCGGAGGUGGAGUCUGA
Molecule: messenger RNA, 2181 nt
Organism: Nerophis lumbriciformis (worm pipefish)
Lineage: Eukaryota; Metazoa; Chordata; Actinopteri; Syngnathiformes; Syngnathidae
Source: RefSeq, a predicted model, not a curated record